UUACAAUUGUUUUUUUUUUGAGUACCAUAAAGAAAAACUUAGUACAUUAAUGAAAACAAAAAGUCUGUUAAGGUGAUAGAUAUGAGGAAAUUGUGGCGAUUUUUGUGUGUAUUAACUAUUAGUUAACUGGAUACGAAAUUUGAACAAUGUCAACACUUUCGGAAAACCUCCAAAGGGAGGGAGGAAAUACUUUUCCAAUGGAAAAUGUUCAAGGGAGACAAAUAGAAUCUGAGCAGACUGCGGAUCUUACGAUAAACGAUACCGACAAUGUUGAUGGCAAAAUUAUACGCGAGGACAUCGAACUUCCGCAAGAUUUUAAAGGAAAUCUGGCGUUUGUACUCUACAACGUCUUCACAUCGAAGGAGUGUGAGGACUAUAUAGCCCAGACGGAAGUGAUGGGGUAUGAAGAGACCCUAGUCAACGUCGGUGGUGGAAGGCAGGUAAAGAUGACGGGUGUGCGCAAAAGCUCGCGAUGUAUAUGGGACACGGUGGAAGAGGCGUACCGGAUAUGGGAGCGUAUAAAGAGUUACGUACCGGAAAUGUGGCGCGACAGAAAAGUCUUGGGGUUGAAUGAAAGACUGCGGUUCCUGCGGUACGACCCGGGCGACUACUUCCAAACACACCUGGACGGCGCGUACGUGCGAGACAACGGGGAGCGGAGCUACAUCACCGUCCAAGUCUAUCUCAACCAGGGCUUUAAAGGUGGUAGUACAACAUUUAUGAGUUAUUCGUGCGAGAAUAAGGUGGAAUUGGUGCCCAAAACAGGCAGCGUCCUAGUGUUCCAACACGACAUCAUGCACGAGGGCUCUAGACUGGAGGAGGGCCGGAAGUACACUAUCAGACCAGACGUCAUGUAUUCCGCAAAGAAGACGGAAACGUAAUGACAUCCGCCUUCGUCGCCGGUGAAAGUAUUGCGUUCACUGUAGUCGUUAUGAGUGCUAAAGGAACUACUCAUCGCUAUCGAAUCUGUUGUUGUUGCUUAACGCACUUGGAUGUCAUUAUUGCCAUCGCUUCAGUGCAUACGACGAUAAUUACUUUACUUUCUAUCGUUUGUUUAUUAAUUUUAUAAGGUACAUUUGAACGCAGUUGUCGUUGUUGUCCGUUUACGUUUUUUUAUGUUUUGCGUUUAAGUAAUUCUGCCGUGAUUAAGUCCAGGUAAAUUCUUUUUUUUAUUCACAAAUGGGCCGUGCUUUAUGAAAAGGGGGUUUAAUGCGUGUGCGUAAAGUGUCGUCCCAGAUUAGCCUAUGCAGUCCGCAAAGGCUAAUCAGGGACGACACUUUCCGCUUAUAAUAAACUAGAUUUUUGCUUAGAAGAGACCAUCUUUAAUCGAAAAAUAUCAUAAAGGCCCUUAGUAUCGUCCCAUAUGGAUUCAGUACAGCACUUUAAAGGACGCACUUUUCACUGUCAGUUGUUGUACUUUUCGUAAAUUUUAUUUGAUGUUGUUAUUUGUUUUGAGGUCAUCAUAUACCGUUGCGUGUUGGAUUAUUUUCCAAGUGGAAAGUGACGUUAAGUAUCGAUAUUUCAGAAUUUGCCCAGAGAGUUGCGUCGGGAACAUGCUGUGCUAUGUGAAGAAGGGGUCAAAUUCAUGUACGUAAAGUACUGGAACGACACUUUCCGCUUUUAUGAUACUUUUCGUUUCAAGAAAUUCUCUUCUUGGAAAAAUCAAGUUAAGGCGGAAAGGCAGUCCGCACAGGCUAAUCAGAGACGACAUUUUACGCAUAUGCAUUAAACCACAGAGCACGACUCAUAACGAUAACCGUAACUUAUAUAAACUUGCGCACAAGUCUUUCAGUUUAACCGUUUGUUUACAUUGGCUUUUACGAGUUGUUUUAUGACAAUAAAAUAUUAUAUAUAUAAUAUUGUAGAUUGUGUAUGUUUUUUACCAGA
This is a messenger RNA of Dreissena polymorpha, 1887 nucleotides long. RefSeq lists its product as uncharacterized. The record is from RefSeq and is a predicted model, not a curated record. Gene Ontology annotation, molecular function: procollagen-proline 4-dioxygenase activity; iron ion binding; L-ascorbic acid binding. Bases 147 to 881 code for a protein of 244 amino acids. The transcript has 7 exons. Gene Ontology annotation, cellular component: endoplasmic reticulum. NCBI's taxonomy places the organism in Eukaryota, Metazoa, Mollusca, Bivalvia, Myida, Dreissenidae. Gene Ontology annotation, biological process: peptidyl-proline hydroxylation to 4-hydroxy-L-proline.